Molecule: messenger RNA, 1273 nt
Organism: Truncatella angustata
Lineage: Eukaryota; Fungi; Ascomycota; Sordariomycetes; Amphisphaeriales; Sporocadaceae
Exons: 2
Coding region: 183-1163 (326 amino acids)
Source: RefSeq, a predicted model, not a curated record
CGCAAGUUGAUUCCAUCAAAGUUUGCUUUAUCCAACGGGCCAAGGAGGGGCUGAACACGGCGCAGCAAGGUGUGAUCGCUUUUGGUUAGUUCACGUCUGACGGUCUGAAUCUAUGACUAUUUCAAGCCAGCGCCUGCACUCCUCGCAUCAAGUAUUGUCCAUGGCUACAUUCAUUCCAUCCAAUGCCAAGCGAUAGCAUGAACAAUCUCGAAACGUUCCCGUUUCUGAGACUUCCACUGGAGCUCCGGCUCAGAAUUCUCGAGUUUACAGAUCUCGUGGCGCCACUGAACCGUAUCACUUGGCAUCAACGCGCGGGUUAUAAGAUUUCAUGGAAUUUUUCGAUAUGCAUGCCUUCUUGUAAACCUCCAUACGACACAUGCCAUCCAAAGGCGCAUCAAGCUUGUGCGCCUGACCACUAUGCUUGGGGCUCAAGCACAUGCACAAUAUGUCCCCAUGCUCGGCCACGCCACCGUCGCGACCCAAAGAUAUACUCUAACUGCUGGACAUGCCGCCACUACGCAUGCCAGUUUCAAAGUACUUGGAAACCACCAUCUUCGCUCUUCCUGGUAUGUCGAACAUUGCUUGACGAAGCACAGCGAAUCUUUUUCUCCCACAACCACUUCGAAAUACACGAUGAUCACGACUGGCGAGUCUACGGCAAUGACCUCUCAGAAACCCCUGUUCCAAAGCCCACUCGCUGGGCUAUUAGCGAGUUUUUGUCUCGCAGGCUCAAAAGCAAUUCCCUUCAUUAUGUCCGGUCACUGCAGUAUUGGUUCUUAUGUAGUGUCACAAGUCUGACAGAGCCAAACGGCGAACGAACAGUUGACGAUGAGAUCUUUGCAGAGCAUGUCUCCAUGUAUCAGGACUGGCUCCAAGUCUUGGGCAACGUCAAAGAAAGACUCAAGCUGAGACUCUUCAUAUGGGACUGUUUUCGCCUCGAGGGAGACCUCAAGAUGGACACGUGUCGCAAGAUGCAGCCCGAGCAAUGUUUCACGCUCGUCGAGCCUUUGAGAGACAAGAUAUUUGGACGUCCGAUGUCCAUUGAAGUUCAAGAGUUAGUUCUUGACACAGAAGAGAGCCAGGUAGAACUACGCUUGCAGUAUAUUCCCAAGACGACUACACCUAACAUAUGGGCAAUGCAUGACAGUCUUGGCCUUGGCUGACAGAUCCGCGGUGUCUUCGUCAAUUGAACAGCAAGUUCAAAACAUGCAACACCGCUGCGGUAUUAGCACGAGGGAGGAAGUGGCAGGCACAAAAGGUUCACUAUGACCAC